AUUUAUUUUUUCUUUUUUGUUUCCGAAUCGAGUGAAGUUCCUAUGAAUUCGUUGCUUCGUCUGCGCGCGAUGCGCCUGGAAGUCUCCAUGAAUCAAGUUCUCGGUGGUUGGUUGCUCCCAUCAUCCCUGCAAAUUUUCGUGCAGCCUAGUCGGCCGUUUAAGUCUUUACGAUCGAGUCACUGCAGGUUGCGAGGUUUAUGUUUCGGCCCAUUGGAAACUACAUUGAAAAAUCAGUGACGACAUGUCCGCGCGGGUGUCUAUGUGCUGAUUGUUUUGAAAGCUUGGGGGUGGUGUUUAGCACGAUUGUUGUGGUAGAGCAGGGUUAGGGUUAGGGCGCGAUGUGUUCCGGUAGUUGGCAAGAUAGGUGGUGUUACGGUAGCUCAGUCUCGUUUCAAACUUCGGUUCGUGAAUCCGGUUUGAGGUGAUAGAGAGUGAGUUUUGAAGAGUGCUGGAACGAGUUGUUUUUAUGGACAACGUUUUUCAUUGUGUGACCCGAGGGUCGUGUCCGACAUCAGCUAGUUUAGCUGUAAGAUGCCAUAGUCGCUUCUCUCCAUCUUUGGACAUGGUUGAGUGCUUUGUUGAAAACGUGUCUCACUUAUGAGGGACAAGUUCAGUGCAGAAGCAGCCACAUUCAAGUGUAAUUUGAAACUUGAGGAGUAUAGCUUACAUGUCGUCACUGAUUUUGAGGUUUUGGCAGGCGCAGGUGCUUGUCCUCUCAAGUCUGAAAUUCCUUCCGUGCAAGCGUCAACUGUGUCUGGGAUGUUCUCGGCAGCUUUUACUGGACACGGUGCUGCACCGAGUAAUUGGAUUGCUGUGUACUCCUUACACUGUCUAGUUUCUGCAUUAUGGCCGCUCUCAAUUCAAACUCCAUGACUGAAGGACAUGCGUUAGCGCCCGGUGAUGGAAGUAAUGCUGUUGUGAUUUCCUCUAGGAGUGCAGAAGAUUCUGAAGAGGGGAUGAUGGAGCAGCUUACUGCUUUGGAAAAUCAGCAGGCAUUCUGGAGGGUGUACCACCGAAAUUCCCCCACAUGGGCAUUCUUCACAACGAAUGAUAGCUGUGCUGUAGACCUCGUCAAGCCUCAGCUUAUGAGAUGCAUCGUUUGCCAUCCUAGCAGAAGGGAAACACUGGGUCUCCGCAGUACACGUUGUCGGAAAGGCGUGGUGCUGUACAACAAAGAACAUGGCACGUCCGCCAUGAAAAGACAUGUACAUGCUGAGCACCCACAGGCUUUCAGCCGGUACAAAGCAUUACGAAGUUCUUCUGAACCUUCUCAGGUUGCACCUCGUCAGCCUUCUAAGAAGAGACCUGGUCCUUUUCCAAGCCCAUUAGCCUAUGGAUAUCCAGGCACAUUAGCUAAUGUAUAUGCAGGCACCAACCCACAAAAGGAGGACGAGCAACAUCAACAAUUCCUUGAAGACUUGGCUUUGUACAUUUUGAAAGCGUAUCAACCACUCUCCAGUGUGGAGAAUAUUUGGCUGAGAAGGUUGUUGCUGAGUCAAUGCCCUCGCCUUCUGUUUCCUUCACGCCUUGAGUUGUUGGAUGCCGUGAUUCCGAAGUUAGAGGCGAAGACAUUGGAGAAAUACGUCAUUCCUGCUCUCACAGGUUGCACCACGGCUACGAUGUCUUUUGAUUUGUGGAUGUCGUGUUCAGAGUGGAGCACCUACGCCGUAGUUGUCAACUUCCUUAACGAUGCGUGGGUUCCUUGCAACGUCACUAUUGGUCUCCUGGAGACAUCUAGCAUGGCAGAGGUGCCGUUAGAAGUGCAGCUGCAGGAUAUUCUGAGCCGCUUCAAUCUCUCGACGCGUAUAAUUGCAUACGUUAAAGAUGAAGGCGGCAGCCUGGAUAUCAUAACCUCAGCAUUGGCUUCUGUGGCUUCUUGUGAGGUCUUGGAAAUGGAUGUACCUUACGCGGGCGCUUGCUUCGGCCAUGCGUUUUCAAAAUGUUGCGAGCAUGCAACUGACAACUCUAAGGUUUGUGCUGGGUUUAGGGCGGUCAGUUUGAAGGAUGUUCAAGGUUCUCUACAAAAAUCCAUUACGUGGAUUCAACAAACUCGAAAAGGAAGGCAAGAAUGGGAAAAGGUUUGUGCGGAGAAGCAGUUGCUACCGCGGACGUUGAAACCUCCUGUCAAGAAGAGAUUUGCAUCAAGGGCAUUGUUUUUCCAGGAGUCCCUGCAUUACGCUGAAGCCAUCACCUCGUUCUUUACUAGACAAAGCCCUGAGCUGCAGUUCCCAAUUCCAAGUUCACAAACAUGGGCCGUUGCAAGAGCUGCUACUGAAACCCUUGUCCCUGUUGUUAAGCAGAGUGUUCUGAAGCAAAAGACAGGUUUCUGGUUCUUGUCCGAGGCUCUUGCAGCAGCUCUGUCUUUGUUUAUUCACUUUCGACAAACUCGCUUUCUUGCCAGUGAAGUAGCCGCGUCCAAUGGUGACGACUUUGAUAGUGAGCUCUUGGAUCUUAAGUCAAGAAUGGAAGAUGAGGUAUUGGCUGUGCUUGAGCCUUUAUUAUCUUUUGCUUCAAACUUUUCGCGGCAGAACGCGCACAACAUGCUGGCACUCAUGUUGGACCCACGCUUUAAGGGGUUAGGUCUUGUGCGCGACUACGUCGGAGCAGAUAAGGUUGUGGUUAUCGUGUUAGAGUAUGAUAAUAUGGUCCUGCUACCCUUAUUGAUGCAGUGCUACAAGCGCUUACAUCCAACAGCUCAAAGUCAGGAACCUGUUACCCCCAUUUCUGAGAAUUCCAUCUUUGGAGCUCAAGCAUCAGCGGAGGAAGUGAUCUUAGAACAGUUGAAAUCUGAGCUAUCUUUGUUCAGAAGGCUGCAUGUUGCUGAUGGGGAGUACGACAGCCCCCUUGCCUGGUGGCGAAAGCAUGAGAAAGAAUUUCGAAAUGUUGCCUUCUUGGCUCGACAAAUCCUGGGAAUCGUCGGAUCUCAAGUUGAAAUCGAAAACAUUUUCAGCAUAGCAGGUGUGAUUCUUUCUCAACAGCGGCGCAGACUAGGCAUAAAUCAUUUAGAAAAGUUGGCGUUUAUUUCCAAAAACUGGCCAGAUGAGCGAAAUAAUGCUGGGAAGUCAGAGGUUGAAUCUAUCGAGCAUUUUCUGGAAAUCGAGGACAGGAUCAUCGAGGACAAUAUCCACCUUGUUGAAGAAGCUGAUCUGUUUGAGAAAUCAGGCCCUCAUUAGCAAGGUUUCUUGUGCAAUUACAAUUACUUUUCCCGGCCAAACUUGUAUUUAUUUUAUUCCGUUAGAUUGAAGCCGUGAGUGUCGGAAAUAAUCACAGUACAUGUUCCGAAGCGUGCGAUCACUGCAAGAAUGUCCGAACUGGUAUAACUGCAGUAAUGCCCUUUGUUGCAUCCAAUCAUCACGUUUUUCAGGAGGUUGCUGAUGAUCAACCUCUUCAAGACAUAAGCAGUAACGUAGAAGUUCUCUGUUCUGUAUAAAUUUUUGUUCUUCGCUCAAUGGCAUGUAUUUCAAACCAUCAUGACCUGUAAAGAUGUGCUUUCUGGUUCAGUUCAAGGACUGAAAUGAGCAAUACAAAUCCAAUUAUUUCUUGUGGAAUCCACUAA
Molecule: messenger RNA, 3556 nt
Organism: Physcomitrium patens
Lineage: Eukaryota; Viridiplantae; Streptophyta; Bryopsida; Funariales; Funariaceae
Source: RefSeq, a predicted model, not a curated record